AUGUUGGGAGACAAAGCUCACGGUGUGACUUUGAAGGUUAUGGAAUACACGUAUGACGAUGACCUGGAAGAGCUGUGUCCUGUGUGCGGAGACAAAGUGUCUGGUUAUCACUACGGUCUGCUCACCUGCGAGAGCUGCAAGGGCUUCUUCAAGAGGACGGUGCAGAACAACAAGAGAUACACAUGCGCGGAAAACCAGGAGUGCAAAAUAGACAAAACCCAGAGGAAGAGGUGUCCGUUCUGUCGCUUCCAAAAAUGCCUCAACGUUGGGAUGCGGCUCGAAGCGGUGCGUGCAGACCGCAUGCGUGGGGGUAGAAAUAAAUUUGGCCCCAUGUACAAGAGAGACAGGGCCUUGAAGCAGCAGAAGAAGGCUUUGAUACGAUCCAACGGGUUCAAGCUGGAGAACCCAGCCCCUCCACCGGCCUCUCCUCUGCAGAGUGACUACGGCUUCACCGGCACCCUGCACAGCCUGCCCACCAUUUCCAAAAGCCUCCUUCCUUCUACACCCAGCACCAUCACCCCCACAGACUACGAGACCAACCUCUAUGGACCUCCGUCCUUGGGUAUGACCAUGCAGUCUCACGUGUCCCUCACCACCCAGUACCAGUACACAGCCUUCCCCAACAGGGCGAUCAAAGCAGAGUGCCCCGACUACACCAGCUCCCCGGAGUCCCUGACAGGAUACCCCUACCCAGACAUGUACCCCUCGGCCUCGCCGCAGCCCCCCAGCCUGCCACCGCUGGUGCUGGAGCUGCUCCGCUGUGACCCAGAUGAGCUGGUGGUGCAGAACAAGAUCGUGGCUCAUCUGCAACAGGAGCAGAGUGGCCGAGGGCGGCUGGACAAACCCAACACCUUCAGCCUCAUGUGCCGCAUGGCCGACCAGACUCUGUUCUCCAUAGUGGAAUGGGCUCGGAGCUGCAUCUUCUUCAAAGAGCUAAGGGUGGGAGAUCAGAUGAAGCUGCUCCAUAACUGCUGGUCUGAACUCCUGGUCUUGGAUCACAUUUUCAGACAAGUUCAACAUGGAAAGGAAGACAGUAUCCUGCUGGUGACCGGACAGGAGGUGGAGUUGUCGUCCAUCCUGUCCCAAGCUGAGGCCACUCUGUCCAGUCUGGUCCAGAGAGGUCAGGAGAUGGCGGCGAGGCUGCGGGCACUGCAGGUCGACCGCCGGGAGAUCGCCUGCAUGAAAUUCCUUCUCCUGUUCAACCCUCAUGUGAAGCUGCUGGAGAACCAGGCGUUUGUGGAGGGUGUCCAGGAGCAGGUAAAUGGGGCUCUGCUGGAGUACACCCUGUCCACCUACCCUCAGUUCCAGGAGAAGUUCAGUCAGCUGGUGGUUCGGCUGCCGGAGCUGCGAUCCCUCAGCACGCAGGCCGAGGACUACCUGUGCUACAUGCAUCUGAGCGGCGAGGUGCCCUGUAACAACCUGCUCAUCGAGAUGCUGCACGCCAAGCGAGCGUGUGUGUAA
Molecule: messenger RNA, 1461 nt
Organism: Sphaeramia orbicularis (orbiculate cardinalfish)
Lineage: Eukaryota; Metazoa; Chordata; Actinopteri; Kurtiformes; Apogonidae
Gene: nr5a1a
Product: nuclear receptor subfamily 5, group A, member 1a
Exons: 7
Coding region: 1-1461 (486 amino acids)
Biological process (GO): hormone-mediated signaling pathway; regulation of transcription by RNA polymerase II; tissue development
Cellular component (GO): RNA polymerase II transcription regulator complex
Molecular function (GO): zinc ion binding; nuclear receptor activity; RNA polymerase II cis-regulatory region sequence-specific DNA binding
Source: RefSeq, a predicted model, not a curated record